Messenger RNA from Acanthosepion pharaonis, 471 nucleotides. The record is from the annotation of a GenBank genome assembly. NCBI's taxonomy places the organism in Eukaryota, Metazoa, Mollusca, Cephalopoda, Sepiida, Sepiidae.
AUGGGUGCCGGGCACGAUCAUACGCCGCCCUUCGUCCGAUCGAUGAUCCCGCGAUCAGCUUCAGGAGCGUCGAUUUGCCCGCCCCCAUUACGCCCGAUCAGCGCCAGCCGGGUCGCGCGGACCGAUAUGGAUGUCGAGAUGCCGGAAGAGCCAGCCCGAGCCUUGCACAAGGCCCGGGCGCGCAGGAACCCGGCAAGCGCCUCGCGCGCCGUCGCGCGGCUGCAUGAUCCAUUCAGAGGCUGUUCAACGGUUGUCCCCUUGCGUCACCCCCUCAUGUCGAUGACCGUCCUUUUGGCUCUGCUCGCCGCACCGAUGGGCUCGCCGCCGAUGAUCGAAGCGCCGCUCGAUCAACGCCGUGGCGACCAGAUGCGCGCGUUUCGAGCGCAAGGAAGGCAAUCUGUCGCUGCGCGAGAUCGAGGCGCAGGUGGUGCCGACCAUGCGCGAUUCGCAAUAUAUCGGCUUCGACUAUGA